Amblyraja radiata (thorny skate) is the source of this 4348-nucleotide messenger RNA. RefSeq names its product RAS p21 protein activator 2 (gene rasa2). NCBI's taxonomy places the organism in Eukaryota, Metazoa, Chordata, Chondrichthyes, Rajiformes, Rajidae. Gene Ontology annotation, biological process: intracellular signal transduction; regulation of GTPase activity. The record is from RefSeq and is a predicted model, not a curated record. Bases 65 to 2542 code for a protein of 825 amino acids. The transcript has 24 exons.
CGCGCCGCCGCCAACGGACGUGAGGGACGCAAGAUGUACAGUCGGCAAUCGCUGGGACAGAGUCAUGGCGGAAGAAGAUGAAGCGGUCCGCGUACUGCAGAGUCUGAGGGGGAAGAUCUGUGAAGCCAAGAACCUACCUCCAUGCCAUGGGCCAAACAAGAUGCGAGAUUGUUUUUGUACCAUAAAGCUGGACCAAGAAGAGGUUUAUCGGACAAAAGUAGUUGAAAAAUCUUUAAGCCCCUUUUAUGGUGAAGACUUUUACUUUGAAAUCCCCAGAAGUUUCCAGUAUCUCUCGUUUUAUAUUUACGAUAAGAGUUUUUUCCAAAAGGAUCUGCCCUUUGGUAAAGUAUCUAUUAGAAAAGAAGAUCUGUGCAAGUGUAACUGCAAGGACAGCUGGUUUGCACUGCAUCUUGUUGAUGCUAACUCUGAAGUUCAGGGAAAAGUUCAUCUGGAAGUUAAGCUGAAUGAACUUAUCACAGAAACAGGAUUGGUUUGUCAACAAUUAGUGGUACGGAUCAUUGAAUGCCAAGGACUUCCUCUUGUAAGUGGGCAGAGUGGAGAUCCCUAUGCCUCUGUCUCGUUUGUUGGACCCUCGAGAUUGGAUCAAAAAAGAACGAAAGUGAAGAAGAAAACUAGUAACCCGCAGUUUGAUGAAACAUUCUACUUUGAAGUAACUCGAAACAGCAGUUACACCAAGAAAUCUCAUUUCCAAGUGGAGGAGGAAAAUAUUGAAAAACUGGAAAUCAGAGUUGAUCUGUGGAAUAGUGAAAACCUGGUGCAGGAUAUCUUCCUUGGUGAAAUUAAGGUUCCUGUAAAAAUCUUAAGGAAUGAUAAUGGUCAUCGAGCUUGGUACUUAUUACAACCAAAAGAAAAUGGGAACAAGCCUGCAAAAUGUGAAGACUUGGGUUCACUUCGCCUAUCCAUAUCCUAUAAUGAAGACUGUGUCCUUCCAUCUCAGUACUACAGUUUACUUAAUGACCUGCUGCUAAAGUCAUCUGAUGUAAAGCCUGUAUCUGCCUCAGCUGUCCAUAUCCUGGGUGAAGUGUGCAAAGGAAAGCAAGAAGCUGUGUUACCACUCGUGCGCUUAUUGUUACAUCAUAAGAAGCUGGUUCCUUUCCUUCAUGCUUUAGCUGAAUUAGAUCUCCAGCAAACACAGGAAGCCAACACCAUCUUCAGGGGAAACUCUCUGGCCACUCGGUGUAUUGAUGAAACAAUGAAACUCGUUGGAAAGUAUUAUCUGAAAGUGACACUGAAGCCUAUUUUAGAUGAAAUUUGUGACUCCUCCAAAACCUGUGAGAUUGAUCCAAUAAAGCUCAAGGAAGGUGAUAAUGUUGAGGUGAACAAGGAGAACCUUCGCUAUUAUGUUGAAAAAGUGUUUAAAGUGAUUGUGCAAUCAAGUAUGAGUUGUCCAACAUUGAUGUGUGAGGUGUUUAAUUCACUACAAAUAUUGGCAAAGAACCAAUUUCCAGAAGACCUUCAUGUGAAGUACUCUGCUGUAAGCAGCUUUGUCUUCCUUCGAUUCUUUGCAGUUGCAAUUGUUUCACCUCAUUGUUUCCAUCUACGACCUCAUCACCCAGAUGCUCAGACAUCUCGAGUCUUGACCCUAAUUUCUAAAACGAUCCAAACAUUGGGAAGCUGGUGCAGUUUAUCGAAAAACAAAUUGUCAAGCUUCAAAGAAUCCUAUAUGUGUGAUUUUUUUAAAGUGUUUCAAGAAGAAAAAUGCAUUGAUUCAGUUAAAAAGUUUAUAGAUGAAGUAUCUUCAGUGCAAAGUAAGGAGCCCAGUGGAGUAAAUGAAUCAAUUAUUCUCAAAGAAGGGGAAGUCAUUAAAAGAGCUCAGGGAAGAAACCGAAUUCGUAAAGUACAUAAUUUUAAGAGGCGAUGGCUCCGCUUGACCAACAGAGAGAUCUCUUACCACAAGCAGUCAGGUAAAGAGUCCCUCUACAGCAUUCUGAUUAAGAACAUUAUUGCAGUCGAGAAACUUGAAGAAAGGUGCUUUAACAGAAAAAAUAUGUUUCAAAUCCUCAAUGUGGACAGACCUGAAAGACCACUUUAUGUUCAGGGUAGUAACUGUGUAGAAGCUAAUGAAUGGAUUGAGAUCAUCACCAGGCUAAGCCGUUGCAAUCAUAAGAGGCUGCAUGUUUACCAUCCUUGUGCUUUUUUAUCUGGAAGCUGGAUGUGCUGCAAAAAUACGGAUGAGAAAGCAGUUGGAUGCACCAGCUGUAUUGGAGGUUCUCCAGCAAAUAUUCAGGUGGCCAUAGACUGUGACCGUGAAGCUGAAAGAAUAUUUUCAUUAUUCCAAGCCAACCUGCCCAGGCUGCAGAAAAUGGAAGAUGCUUGUGGGAGUAUAGAUGUGUAUCAAGGUCCUCAAGAGCAAGAUGAAUCUGCCCACUUUACUAUUCAGGACUCGAGAGUUACCUUUAAAACACUUCAACAAAUAACUGGAGUUGUGAAUGAAUUGGCUAAGUUUCACGAGCAGUAUAGAAUCAAGAGAUCAACGCGUGCUAAAUAUGGCAGUGAAGAAAAUCCUAUCGGGACAAAAUAAUUCCAGUGGAGGAGCAGGAUUUAGCAGCUGUUGUUAUUAUUUUACAUCACUUUGCUGGUAUUUUAAGGACACAAGUCUUCCUUCAGUAGAUAUAUGAAACAUUUUUCUGAAGGUGUACAUUCAUGUGAAUUCCACAAAAGUGAAAGGAUCUCAAUGCACUUUAAUCUCCUGAACUCUCCCAGGUGAUCUUAAUUUAUAAUUUUUUUUAAAAGGCUGAUACCUGGUAUUUUUUAUUAAUCUGUUGACCAAUCCAUUUGGUCAUAACGUUGCCAUUCAUUGUAAAACUAAUCUGUGAAUUCCAUAUCACUUUGGACUAUAUAAAUAUCUGAUCACCUUCCCAAAUUUUAUCUUUAUUAACAAAUGAACUGAGAGUAAAAGGUAUUAAUACUUGUUUUAAUGUCCCAGGAAAGUUUUCAUUUUCAUUUUCAAAAUCAUCCACAAUACUAUAAAUUGUACUAAGGACGUCCUGUUAUCACACUCAGUGUUCCUUGCGUAUUCAGUCUGGACUGUAUUCUUCAAAAAUAUCCUGUGCGCAGUAUUCCCUGUGUCUGCUGCUUUUCAGAAUUGAAAUAGCUAUCAAAUAGCUACUUUCAUCUCAUGAGAUAAAAGUUGUAAUAAAUACUUGAAUAAUUUGACAAAUGUCACAAGAUCAUAAUAGGUUUAAAUACUGAUCUGGAUAAUAUGGAGGGUAGUAGUCAGUAUUUCAAAUCCUGUGAAAUUAAUUACAAAAUAACUUCAAUAUUUCCAUAGAAAUCAAUAAAGGUACUAAUGAUGGGAGGAAGCUAGUUUGUAGCAUUUUAUGUAAAUUAUACAACCAUGCACACAAAAAAUCCUGAAAUGUUCUAACCAUAAGCAAUUUGCUUGUUUUAAUUUAUUUAAGGCAGUGCUGGAGUACAUAUGUGUACCUUUCCAGUAUACAAAAGUCUUUUCUAUUUGUAAAGGGAAAGAUCUUGGUUUUUAAUUAGUUUCAGUGCUUACUGUAAAAAUGAUUUUUGAUGAUAUCACACAAUAAUGUUUCAUUGCCUUACAAAGUUGGCCGUUGAUUUCACCUGUUUUUAUCUGGGGGUGCGUCGGUUGUUCAAUCCAUACGUGUUCAAAUUGAAGCUAAUUUUUGACGACCCCUGCAAGACAACUUGGGACUCAAUGGGCCUUUCUUGACUAAUAGUUAAAUAUCGUGCCAACAAGUACUUUCACCAACUUGCCUUGGGGGAAUCUUAAAAUAAUUGACUACUGCCACUAAAUACUUCUAAUCUUGGGGGUUAGUACCAAAUACAUUUUAAAGGAGUUACAGUGGGUGGAACCAGCAAAUAGUUCUUAUUGUUUGAACAGCUGGUUGCAUUCCAUUUUGGAAAACCUUAGACCUGACUAAACAAUAUUUUUGUUCUUGGCUGACUCUUCAAAUUGUUGCUCCCCUCACAUCCCCAGGAGAAUUAGUUUACAUUGUAAAAUAACACAACAUUUGGUAAAAUAUGUCAUCUCAUGUUCCUGAUUCUCAGCACUGAUUUGAAAUUUAAAUGAUGAAAGAAUGUAAUUAAUUGCUGCCAGAUGAAUUAUGCAUUGUACAGACCGCUGAACAAUUUGGUACGUGAUUAGGCAAAGUUUGUUUUGAUGUCUAUAUAUUCUCUUCCAGACCAUUUGAUGUAUAUGUUGCAAAAUCACCUUGAUGUAUUAUAUUGUAUAUUAGCUUUGCUCAAGUCUUUUUUUAAGAAACGGCACUUGUUUAACUGCAUGUUAGUGUUUUAGAAAUGUAUUUUUAUUUAAAUUUUAUUUUCUUAUCAAAACAUUAAACCAGAUUUGAAACUUGUA